AUGGACCAUGACCUCUUAUCCAACAGAGCAGUCAAGUCCCUCCCCCAACUCAAAGAUCAUUUCCAAGCUCUGGACCAACUCCGCGAAUCCGAUCUUGAGUGGACCAUUUGCUACAACGGUAUCUUCCUCGACUAUUUUGGUACUCCGGCCAUGAAAUCGAACCUCAAACCGAACGUCUUCGUCAUCGAUAUAGCCAACAAAGUCGCUACCAUUCCAGGGGACGGUAACACUCCUGUCACGUUCACGUAUACGUAUGGCCUUGCUCGGUUCAUUGUUGCGGCCUUGGAUCUGGAGAAAUGGGAAGAAAAGAGCCGAGUGGUCGGUGACGAGUUGACUUGGAAUCAAUUUGUGGCGUUGGCGGAAGAAUCUCGAGGGUCCACAUUCAACAUCUACUACGAUGACGUUGAGAAGCUGAAGAGAUUCGAAAUCACAGGACUGCCGGGUCAUAAAGCCCUGUACGACCAUGUCCCCAAAUUGCAAUUCCAAUGGUUCAUAUCCAUCUUCGAGCUGUUCACCACCGAUGGAUCUUCGCACAUCCAGAGGGCUGGGUCUUUGAAUGACCGGUUCCCGUAUAUCAAGGCGCUCUCUGUGAAAGAGAUGCUGGACCAGUAUUGGAGACGGGCUGAGACUAACUAA
Molecule: messenger RNA, 636 nt
Organism: Aspergillus melleus
Lineage: Eukaryota; Fungi; Ascomycota; Eurotiomycetes; Eurotiales; Aspergillaceae
Exons: 2
Coding region: 1-636 (211 amino acids)
Source: RefSeq, a predicted model, not a curated record